GAGGCUGACGCGGCUGUGCGUCUGGAGAGAGGCAAGCGCGGGGCGAGUUCAGUCUGGAUCCACGCACCAUCGCAUCCCCACGCGUUCCACAAAGCUUCCCACGCCAAUCGGACACCACGCACGGACCAUGGACCGAGCUCACCGCUUCGGCGCACCGAGCGUCGGUUGAGCGCGUUUUCUCCCGGACCGCGCGCGGUGACCGAGUCAUGUCGGAGCCAGAGAGAUGGGGAAGUUUGAUGACAACGAGAGGAUAAUCCUCAACGUCGGAGGCACGAGACACGAGACAUACAAGAGCACCCUGAAGACACUCCCGGGCACGCGCCUGGCCUUGCUUGCCUCGGACUCGGACCUGGACUCGGUUCUGGAUCAGCUGCAACAAGUCCCGGGCUUUAUCGAGUAUAACGCGCGCACCAACGAGUACUUCUUUGACCGCCACCCUGGCGUCUUCGCCUAUGUGCUCAACUACUACCGCACUGGGAAACUGCACUGCCCCGCGGACGUGUGCGGCCCGUUGUUUGAGGAGGAGCUGUCCUUUUGGGGCAUCGAUGAGACGGAUGUGGAGCCGUGCUGCUGGAUGACGUACCGGCAGCACCGCGACGCGGAAGAGGCGCUGGACGUGUUCGAGCUGAACGUGGAUAACGGCGAGGAGGACGACGACAUCGGGAAACGGCUGGGCAUCGAGGACGUGGCAGCGGACGGCAGCGUGAGCCAGUGGCGCAAGUGGCAGCCCGUUAUCUGGAACCUGUUUGAGGAUCCGUACUCCUCCCGCGCGGCACGGUUCGUUGCAUUCGCCUCUCUUUUCUUCAUCCUGGUCUCCAUCACCACCUUCUGUCUGGAGACGCACGAAGCCUUCAACACCAUCAUCAACAAAACUGAACUGCUCCUCAAUGCCAGUAUCCCUGACUCUGGGCCUCAGUAUGAGUUCGAGAUCGAGACCGACCCUGCGCUGACCUACGUGGAAGGAGUUUGUGUCUUCUGGUUCACUAUUGAAUUCCUUGUCCGAGUGACGUUUUGCCCAUGCAAGCUGGAGUUUGUCAAAAACGCCUUGAACAUUAUUGAUUUUGUGGCGAUUUUACCAUUUUACUUGGAGGUAGGAUUGAGCGGAUUGUCGUCUAAAGCUGCUAAAGAUGUGCUGGGUUUCCUCAGGGUGGUACGCUUUGUUCGUAUCCUUCGCAUUUUCAAGCUAACUCGCCAUUUUGUUGGACUCCGGGUGUUGGGGCACACAUUACGAGCUAGCACGAAUGAAUUCUUGCUACUAAUAAUUUUCUUAGCCUUAGGAGUGCUAAUUUUUGCCACAAUGAUCUACUAUGCGGAGAGGAUAGGAGCAAAGCCCAACGACCCAACUGCCAGUCUUCACACGAAAUUCAAAAACAUUCCGAUUGGGUUUUGGUGGGCUGUUGUUACCAUGACGACGCUGGGGUACGGUGACAUGUAUCCAGAGACGUGGUCGGGUAUGGUGGUGGGCGCACUCUGUGCCUUGGCUGGUGUGUUGACUAUAGCCAUGCCCGUGCCAGUCAUUGUGAAUAACUUUGGGAUGUAUUAUUCAUUGGCAAUGGCGAAACAGAAGUUGCCGAAGAAGCGUAAGAAGCACAUUCCGCAGGUGCAGGGCGGCUCUCCGUCCUACUGCAAAGCUGAGCUCAACCUGACCUGCAACAGCACCCAGGGCGACCUCUGCCACAUGAAGGGCAGCCGCAUCCUCGACUGCAACCGUUCAGUGCUGUCUGGAGACUGCAGUGGGGGCAGUGACCUCACCAUGUCGUCAGAGGAGAGGGACUCCAUGAGGCGCUCGAGUACCCGAGAACAAGAGCUCCGAGGGGGGACGUGCUUCCUACUUGCUGCCAGGGACUACUGCCCUGCCGACGGAGGACUGAGGAAAACAGACUAUUCCUUUCCUCUCUGAACGCGGCCAUGUUCUUCAGCGUGAGGAAGAGGAGGAGGAGAAGGAGGAGGAGCACUAUGGAGCCAUAUGUCCUUCUGCCUGGACCUAACACGGACGCACUGCCGGCACUGACUGAGCCAAUCAGAGCAUAGAACUUAAAACUCAACCAAUUCAAUUGCAGCACUGAUCUUUUCCUCAACUCCGCUGUUUUGGGGAUACGAAAGCCUACAUGGACUAAACAGUGUAAAUAUUCAACACAAGCACAUCUGUGGGGCUCAUCCAGUCAUUGUCUUUCUAGAAUUAGGUUCACUAGUACACUGC
Molecule: messenger RNA, 2200 nt
Organism: Periophthalmus magnuspinnatus
Lineage: Eukaryota; Metazoa; Chordata; Actinopteri; Gobiiformes; Gobiidae
Gene: kcnc2
Product: potassium voltage-gated channel, Shaw-related subfamily, member 2
Exons: 4
Coding region: 224-1900 (558 amino acids)
Biological process (GO): potassium ion transmembrane transport; protein homooligomerization
Cellular component (GO): axon; neuronal cell body membrane; dendrite membrane
Molecular function (GO): delayed rectifier potassium channel activity; protein binding
Source: RefSeq, a predicted model, not a curated record